This is a messenger RNA of Hyaloscypha bicolor E, 2919 nucleotides long. RefSeq lists its product as uncharacterized. Gene Ontology annotation, molecular function: histone H3K36 methyltransferase activity; protein binding. Gene Ontology annotation, biological process: regulation of DNA-templated transcription. Lineage: Eukaryota; Fungi; Ascomycota; Leotiomycetes; Helotiales; Hyaloscyphaceae. The transcript has 3 exons. The record is from RefSeq and is a predicted model, not a curated record. Bases 1 to 2919 code for a protein of 972 amino acids. Gene Ontology annotation, cellular component: chromatin; chromosome; nucleus.
AUGGCCGAUGAUACUCGAGACACAAGAUCAGAGGUGGUAGACGCUGCGCUCAGCGAGGUGAAGCUAGAGGAUGGAAGCUCACCCUCCGAGCCAGAAGAUACAAUUGCGCUCCACGGCACAUACGAUGCUCCCACUCCUGAAGAUAGCAAGCGAUCGCGGUCCUCGACCCCUACGGCAAGGAAGUCCUCAUCCCAGUCUCCAGUCAAGAAGCAGAGUGCAAGCCAAACACCUAAAUCCGAAGAUGGCGAGGAAGAAAUCAUUGGGGGAGACAUCAUGGUCACAGUCGAGCCCGGUAAAGCGCCUAAACUCUCACGAAAAUCAUCACGAAAAGUAGUUGCACGCCCGCCGCAGCUCUUCGACCACGUCGAGGAUUCUACAGAGGAGGCCGUUACAGUAUUCCAAGUAAUCAAGGACUGCAUCUAUGGAUCUAAGUACAUGGGAUAUUCAGAGCACGAUGCCUUGGACUGCGACUGCUCUGAGCAGUGGGUCGAUGGCAAGAAUCAUGCGUGCGGGGAGGAAACCGACUGUAUCAACCGUGCAACUAAAAUGGAAUGCGUAGACGGAGAUUGCAAUUGCGGUGUCCGCUGUCAAAAUCAGCGAUUCCAACGCAGGCAGUACGCCAACGUCUCAGUCAUCAAGACAGAGAAAAAAGGGUACGGGCUGCGUGCAAAUACCGACUUAAAUCCCAAUGACUUCAUUUUCGAGUACAUCGGCGAAGUCAUCAACGAGCCGACGUUCAGGAAGCGCACGUACACAUAUGCCGAAGAAGGCAUCAAACAUUUUUAUUUUAUGUCCCUUACGAAAAGCGAAUUCGUCGAUGCUACGAAGAAGGGCAAUCUCGGUCGAUUUUGCAACCAUUCGUGCAAUCCCAAUUGCUACGUGGACAAAUGGGUGGUAGGUGAGAAGUUGCGCAUGGGCAUUUUUGCCGAGCGACACAUCAAAGCUGGUGAGGAGCUGGUUUUCAACUACAAUGUGGACCGCUACGGAGCUGACCCUCAACCUUGCUAUUGUGGCGAACCAAAUUGCUCCGGUUUCAUCGGAGGUAAGACACAGACGGAGCGUGCCACCAACUUAUCCCAUGCGACAAUCGAGGCUCUCGGUAUUGAUGAUGGUGAUGGGUGGGACUCCGCCGUCGCCAAGAAGCCCCGCAAAAAGAAGACUGGCGAAGACGAUGAAGAAUAUGUCAAUAACGUCCAACCACGAGGUCUUGAUGAGGAUGGCGUCCGAAAGGUCAUGGCCACUCUCAUGCAAUGCAAGGAAAAAUGGAUCGCUGUCAAAUUGCUCAGUCGAAUACAACGGUGCGACGAUGACAAGGUCCGCAACCGAGUCGUCCAAAUGCACGGCUACCAAAUCCUCCGAACCAGCCUGACCACAUGGAAGGACGACAACGAUGUUGUUCUCCAGAUCUUCGACAUCCUUUAUAAAUUCCCUCGGCUCACUCGGAACAAAAUCAGCGACUCCAAAAUCGAAGCCACAAUUGAGACGUUUGUUGGCUCCGAGCACGAAGAUGUCGUGUUUGAAUCAAAGAGACUUCUGGAAGAAUGGAGCAAGCUCGAGGUCGCUUACCGAAUACCAAGGAAGAAGUUUGACCCUUCUGCAGUUUCUGUAUUUGAACGACGAAAUACAGAUCGACCAGAAGAAGUCACCAAAUCCCCUUCCACUCCAGUUCUCGUCGCUCCUACUGGCCCUCGAAGUAACAUGCCCCAACGGAACCUGAACUUCAUCCCGUCUCGCCCUCCUAUUCGAAGACCUUUCAACACCUUACCAGUUGGUUGGUUCACUGCCAUGGAUGAAAAGGGAAAUCCAUACUACUACAGUAAAUCCGGCCAGACAACAUGGAUCAAGCCUACUUUUCCUGCGCCAGAGCCACCUCCACCUCCAAAAGCCCCUCCAAAGAGCGUCCAAACUGCGAAAGCUUUACAGGACAUCAUCGACAGUAUCACCAAGCCCGACCCUAGUUCUCAAACGCCCACUCAUCCCACCCCUACUGCCGACUCCACUCCGAAAGAGAAGAAACAUUCCGAAAAAUGGCGAUCCCUUCCGCAAGAAAAGCAGAUGAAGCUCUACGAAAACACUCUCUUCCCGCACAUCAAACACGUAAUGCAAAAGUUCACCAAGCAACUCCCAAAGGACGACCUCAAAAAAUUCGCCAAAGAAGUCGGCAAAAAGCUCGUAGCAUCCGACUUCAAGAACGGGCGCAUCGACGAUCCAACCAAGAUCUCGGAGAAACAGGAGAAGAAAGUGAAAGCAUACGUGCGGCAAUUUUUCGAGAAGGCGGUAGAGAAGAAAAAAGAGCUCGAUAAGCGGAAGAAGGAAAAGGAGAAAGCUAAACUCGCGAACGGCUUGGGCAGUGCUCAGAAGGUGAAUGGAAAUGGGAAGGAAGAAGCGGACGCGGAGGGUGAAGUCGAUGAUGAGAAAGCGGAAGACAUCGACCUCACCCCCUCGUCGCCUUCCCCGCCUGGCGCUCCGAGCUCACCGCGUGCAUCGACUACGCCGUCCCUCACUGAAUCCUCGCCAGAGCUCAAACGCAAGCGGACGGGCGAGGAGACACCGGGCGAUGAUUCGGACAGCAAGCGGUUAAAGGAGGAAGAUUUUACGCCGCCGCCGCCACCACCGCCGCCGCCUGCGGAGGGGAUGCCCGAUGAAACGGAAAUGGAGGGUAUGGAACCGGUUGUCUCGAAGGAGGAAACGGAAGAGCAAAGGGAGCUGAGGAGGCAGGAAGAAGAUCUCAUGCGCGAGAAUGAGGAAGCUAUUAAGAUGGAGCAGGAUGGCUCUCUUAAGACGGCCGAGAAUGCUCAUCACCAUUUUAAUCUUAACUGUCACGGCCUUAAGUCUGAUCACGGCAAUGGUGAUGAGAUGGAAGGCGUGGAGGAUACGAAUGGUAUGAAGCGUGAGAGGGAAAGUCUCAUGGGCCACUGA